CUGUUGUCCUUCCUACGCACAGAUUACAGCUCAUGCAUAAUUCAGAGUUGAAAAAAAGUUUCUACCCAGAGAUUCCUUUCCCUGUCCUAUGAGUUAACAUUUUUCCUUCGGUCGGGACAGGCAGGAGUUGAGGGAUCCGAAAGCCCUGGCACCCCAGAAGGCUGUUUACGAGUAAGAACUUUUAUUGGACAGUCGCUAAUCCAGCGAUUUGUCCCUGGGGGCUGAUCCAGGUCAGGGAGAUACAAGAGAAACUUUUCCCUCCGUGACGUCACAAUGAGAGUGCUGCUGCACUGUACUGGAACUCUCAGCCAUUCAGCAUUCUAAGUAUUUUUCUGGGUAUUUAUUAUUAUUACCACUGCUGCUGGAAAGGUAACAUUUAUUAACCGUUUAUAUCGGUCAAGAAAAGUAUUUCAUUGUGGUGCGUGAGAAUUGUUUCGAUCAAGUCGGAGUUUGUGUACAUUUUGUUACCUUAUUUUUAUUGGUGCUGCAAGGAUGAAUUCGAGCCCAGGUCUCCCUCCACCAGGACAGCAAGUGAUCCAUGUUACGCAGGACUUGGACACAGAUUUAGAAGCACUGUUUAAUUCAGUGAUGACCCCACAGCCCAGUUCCUGGAGGAAGAAGAUUCUUCCUGAGUCUUUCUUCAAGGAGCCAGAUUCAGGGUCUCACUCAAGGCAGUCCAGCACUGAUUCGGGAAGCAACCCUCCUAAACUUGGCAUACAGCAUGUCCGAUCCUACUCGUCGCCUGCUUCGUUGCAGAUUGGGGCUGGCACCGGGACUGCUCCAAGCCCGUCACAGCAGCAUGCCCAUCUCCGCCAGCAAUCCUAUGAUGUGACAGACGAGCUGCCGCUGCCCCCAGGGUGGGAAAUGGCAUUCACACAUACCGGGCAGAGAUACUUUCUAAAUCACCUUGAGAAAAUUACAACAUGGCAAGACCCUCGGAAGACCCAAACAAUGGCACAUAUGAACCACCAUCCUGUUACCACUUCUACUCCAAUGAACCAAAGAUCACUGGCUUUGUCACAACCAAACCUUGUGAUGAAUCAUCAGCAUCAACCACAGAUGUCUUCCAGUCCAGCAAUAUCACAACAGAACCACCCUACUCAAAACCAUCAAGCAGCAUUGAUCAAUUUGCCGAAUGCACUGACAAGUCAGCAACAGCAGCAACAGAAGCUUAGACUCCAGAGGAUCCAGAUGGAGAGAAAACGGAUCUGGAUGCGUCAGGAAGAACUUUUGAGACAGGAAGCUGCAUUGUGCCAACAACUUCCCAUGGAAUCUGAAAACAUGGCACCAGUGCAAAAUACAGUGAGCCCACCUGCCAUGCCUCAGGACAUGAGAUCCGUAACAAAUAAUGGAUCUGACCCUUUCCUCAAUGGUGGGCCGUACCACUCCAGAGAACAAAGCACAGACAGUGGCCUAGGCCUGGGCUGCUAUAGCAUACCAACCACACCAGAAGACUUUCUCAGUAACAUGGAAGAAAUGGAUACAGGUGAAAUCCUCGGCCAGCCAACCUUGAAUCUGAACCAACAGACGCGGUUUCCAGACUUUCUUGAUUCUCUUCCUGGAACAAACGUUGAUCUGGGAACACUGGAGUCUGAAGAUCUGAUACCAAGCCUAAACGAUGUGGAGUGCGUGUUGAAUAAAACUGAGCCCUACCUCACAUGGUUAUAGUUUGUGCACAGGGCACCCCGUCUUUGAAAUACCCAAGCUUUAUUUGAUUUUCCAAAUGGAAAAUUUUGAUGAGUCUCUGAAUGAGUUCAUCACCCACAUGCUGCCAUACUGACUUACAAAAUAUUAAGGUAGUUCAGUUCUUCACUGUCUGGAUUAUAUUUACAUGUAUACCCAGUCUCUUCCCCUUGUUUGUGAUCACCACUUCUUCAUGGCUUUAAGCAGACCACAGCUCUUUGCAGAAUUGUUUUACGUGUAUACCAAUUGAAGCCACCGUUUCUGGUUAUGUAUCUGUGCUUUGCUUUUCAGAUUUCUGUACCCAGUACCCCUAGGUGGCUUUGGCAUUUGAAAAGAGCUUAGCUCAUGAGUUACAGGCAUAUAACUAAUACAAAUGUGCCAUACCUGAAUUUAUAUUUAUAACUAUAGGACCUAAUACAUUUUAACCUAAUAGUAUAUGCUUUAAAAAUUAUUGUAAUAUUAGAAAGAUUGUGCUGGAACUAAAUAACUAGUAGUUUUUAAGUGGAGCAGAAGCACAAACACUAUAAUUGUUGUUCAGUAUAUUACUGUAUUGCUUUUAGAAAGAAAGAAAAAAAAAACAAAAAAAAAAAACUUCCAGUUUGAAAGUAGCAAUAAAUUUAAUUACAUUUAUACACUACAAUAUUGUAACAUUGACCAGACUGGUACUAACUACCACCAUUUUUAUAAACAAUGUGAUUACACUUUUUUUUUAUGCAUUUUUUUGAUUUAACUGUAUAUUUUAUUAAGCACUAUAAUUUUUGUAACUAAUUGUAAUAGACAAAUUCAGUCUUUUGAUACACAAAAAGCAACUAUAUAUUUGACGCUAUUAAAGGGAGAAUUUUGCAGCUCAAUAUUGCCAAAAUAAAUUUUAUUAAAGGUAUAAAAAUGUUAUUAAAUGAAAAAAGUAUUUUGUAGACAUGUAAUACAUUUAUAUGUACCCACAAAUUAUCGUCAAAUAGUUGCUAUUUUGUUAUGUAAAUUUUAAAAAACAUUUUGUUUAUUAUUUGUUCUUGGUAUUUUUUUUUUAUUAUUUUUUUUUGCUGUACUGCUUUUUUCCAAGUAAGAUAUGAAUGGGCAGUAACUACAUUAUUUCUUAUAUUGAUAUAUUUUGUAUAAGAUUUUACAGUAGAUAUGGGACUGAGCACCAAUGAAACAAGAAGUCAUAUAUGCAGAUGAUGUCCUAAUAUCCCAAAAGGGUUUUAAAUCAAUAUAUUUAUAUCAAAAGUUUAAGCUUUAUUAUUAAUUAAUUGAGUAAACAUUUUUUUGUGAAAGGCAUUAGUAAUUCACAUCUCGUGAUGCAACACUACAUAAUAAUCCACAAGAGAUUUUUUUUUUUUUUGCACUUGUUGUUUGGGUGUACGAAUUUUAUUUCCAUUUUGGAUUUCACUGUGCACCUGUUCACUUGACUGCACAUAUCUCCUUCUGUUGAAUUUUAGGAAGAUGAAGAACAAUUUUAAUGUAAAAGAGGCAAUAACAACAAUGUGGUGAGGUUCAUGGCAUGGGUACUGUAUGAUAAAAUAAUUUAGACUUGAGAUACAAAGGAAUCUGCCAUCACCUCAUUCUAGUGUAGCAUUUUUUUGUAAAUGGAUGUAAAAUUGCUUUCUCGUUGGUGUUAUGAGAACAAAAUACAUCUUCACUAACAUUACAAACAUUUUGGGACUAGCAGAUUGACAGUGUUGUGGAGGAAAGUAGUAUUAUAAUCCUACAGAACCAAAAUUAUGUUAGAGAACAUAUACUCCGAACAUGUUACUGUGCCAGAGGGAUAUGGAACUAAAUCCAGACCAUUGCAUGUGUUUCUAGGACCGAAUACUCUGUGGAAGUGUUUCUUAGGUGCUUGCCAGAAGGGUGUAAUGAGAAGUUAUUGGUUGGGAUAUUAAGCGUGAAUUAAGAACAGAGUGUUAAUAAGUAGUUUUUUAGUUUUAAAACUAGAUUUCUAGCUGAAGGUGGGAUGCAGUCAUAGAUUAGUAAAUAUAUGGUAUUUUCGCUUGUUAAAUUCUUUGCAUACAAGCUUAGAAUUUGACAUGAAAGUACAUGACAUUUUCUUUUUUUUUCCAUUUAAUUUUUAAAAGCAUGUUGUGUUGUUGUGUGGACAUUAAGCAGGAUAAGUAGCAUGCUUAUAAAUAAUUUGGUAACGGGAACAGAAUUACUGAGUUCUUUAACUUUGAAUUCUAUAAACGCAGAGCCAUGAGUAGCCAGGUCAUGGUAAAAUAAUUCUGAUUAAACUUACAGUAUAUUUAGCUCAGAGUUAAAUACUCACUGGUAACAGUUCUUCAUCAGCCAUCAAAGGUUAGAGAGAAGAUUAGUAACAAUAUGUUUGAUUAGCAGUACAAUAACAGACUACCAAAGGAAAGCCAGAAUGUGUCACACGGAGUAUCGAUGAAGGGCUAUAGUAAUAACCCUAUAACUGAUGCUUCUCCAUCACUUACGUUGCAUACAUGGUCAGAAAAACACUAUACAAUGUGGUGUACAGAUAUAAAGAAUUGAAGGUAAAACCCUGUGUGCAUCAUUUAAAUGGACACUGGAAACUGUACUUGAAUUGAUGGAAGAUACAAUGGAAGCGAUAAAGUUAUGUGCAAUUUUAAAAUCAUACUUUUUUAUACAGUAUUUAAUAUACUCCACUUUAAAGUCCUUGAGAUGUGAAAUAAUAUUUGAUGUACAUUCUAUACUUCUAUAUAAUAAUAAUAAUAAACAUUCUAUAAUUCUAUAUUCACACUGGCCAGUAGCAAUAUGAAAUAAUCUACUGCACUAUUACCAACGUCUGGUAAUUUUGCAUCACACUAUAAUGCAUAACUGUUAUAUAAUGAGUGUUGGUUAAGUAUUCCCUCCUAUUAUAUCAUAUCUGAAACACUCACCAUUAAUCUGCACUUCUGUCAGGGAAAAUAUGAAGAGAUUUAAAAAAUAAACUCAUGUUUAUUUGGCAAUGAUAAGCUGUGUGUAUUGCAUACAAUAAAGUUAACUGACUUGUAAACUAUAGUGCUAUUUUAUACACAUGCAAAUAAGAGGGAUGUUGAUAUAGUGCAAUGAAUCUGCUAGAAGCCUUCGAUUCCCUCUGAAAUUUAACGUGAAAAAUGUAUUUCAGUUCUGUCUUAUCUACUUCCAUUUGUCAUUCAUUAGCAGUAAAUGUAAUUAUACAUAUAAAUCACAGUCAGUUUAUUUCUAUGCACUUCAUUAAAAAUAUAGUGAAUUUAUGAGUUUUCAGGGAGGUCAUAAAUUAUAAAAUGUUUGGAGAGGAGCCAUUACUAAUUUGUCUUAUUGCAUUGCUAUAAAGAUGAUGGCUUCUUGGAUCACCACCUGUGAAUGUAUAGUAUGCAUAAUGAAGUUAUGGAAAGAAAUUGUAAAAAAACAAAUCACAAUAAAUAAGUCACUUUACGGAGUCAUUGUGAGGAUGCAUUUAUAAGGAAAACUUUCACCAGAAGGAAAUAGUAGAUCUUAUUGUGCAUUUUCCAGAAAUAUAACAUUUAAACACAUUGGUCUACGUCGAACAAUUCUAGAUUGUUUCUAUCUAUGUUGUUAGCUUAUUAAAAGCUAAAUCUCUUUUCUGUAAGUUAUGACACUACUGUUUUUUGCAACUUUGAAGCUGAUGUACACUAACAUGAAAUGAUUAAAUAAAAAUGCAUAAAACAUGAAUGUGUGAGAUCAAAAACUUUUAAGAAUAUUUUAAGGUUUGAGCUGCUUGGCACUAUAUAAGUGCAGUGAGCUUAAAAUUAAUAUUGUGCGAUCUCUAUGCAUGAAAUGAAGUUGUCUUGCAAAACGUACAUAAUAUUUUAAUUUUGUGUUUUUUUGUUUUUUUUGUUUGUUUUUUACUUUUUUAUAUUCUAUGUGAUAUAUAUAUAUAUAUUUUUCAUAAGAUUGUGCAUAUGAACAAGUUAUCUUAUGAAGCUGAUCAAAUUUGUUUAAGAAGGAAGCAUGGAGUGGAAUGAAUUUCAAAUACCCAUUGUAUUUCUUUGUUGGAUUGUAUAGAACUCAAUAAAUAGCUGUUUCUUUGUUUGAGCAACUAUGCAAUAAAACUUCCAGAACAUAA
Messenger RNA from Bombina bombina (fire-bellied toad), 5704 nucleotides. RefSeq names its product WW domain containing transcription regulator 1 (gene WWTR1). The transcript has 6 exons. Gene Ontology annotation, molecular function: protein binding; transcription corepressor activity; transcription coactivator activity. Gene Ontology annotation, cellular component: nucleus; cytoplasm. The record is from RefSeq and is a predicted model, not a curated record. Lineage: Eukaryota; Metazoa; Chordata; Amphibia; Anura; Bombinatoridae. Gene Ontology annotation, biological process: hippo signaling; positive regulation of transcription by RNA polymerase II. Bases 493 to 1668 code for a protein of 391 amino acids.